Girardinichthys multiradiatus is the source of this 1479-nucleotide messenger RNA. It is a transcript of the gene ilf2, whose product is annotated as interleukin enhancer binding factor 2. Bases 150 to 1313 code for a protein of 387 amino acids. Lineage: Eukaryota; Metazoa; Chordata; Actinopteri; Cyprinodontiformes; Goodeidae. The record is from RefSeq and is a predicted model, not a curated record. The transcript has 15 exons.
AUAAUUCGAGAGAAGAAGAAUUAAAAAAAAGAAGAAGAAGACGACGUCUCUUUGUGUGCUAACCACGUAUUGGGUGCUCUUCAUACAUUAAAUCUGUUUAAAGCAGUUCUCUGUUUUUUUUUAAUUUAAUAUUCAAGACGUCGUACGCAAUGAGAGGAGACCGCGGCAGGGGCCGAGGGGGCCGCUUUGGGGGCCGUGGAGGACUGGUUCAGGGGUACCGACCAUUUGUCCCACACAUCCCGUUUGAUUUUUAUGUGUGUGAGAUGGCGUUCCCCAGAGUAAAGCCUAUGCCUGAUGAGACUGCUUUCAGUGAAUGUCUGCUGAAAAGAAACCAGGACCUGAGCCCCACACCCGCAGAGCAGUCCUCUAUCUUGUCUUUAGUUACAAAGAUCAAUAAUGUCAUCGACAACCUGAUUGUAGCACCUGGGAACUUUGAAGUGCAAAUUGAAGAGGUCCGUCAGGUCGGCUCAUACAAGAAAGGCACCAUGACAACAGGACAUAAUGUUGCUGACUUGGUUGUCAUCCUCAAGAUCCUCCCAACAUUGGAGGCAGUAGCUUCUCUUGGGAACAAAGUUGUGGAGACCCUUCGCACCCAGGACCCUACAGAAGUGCUGUCCAUGCUGACCAAUGAGACGGGCUUUGAGAUUAGUUCAUCUGAUGCUACCGUUAAGAUUCUCAUCACCACCGUGCCACCCAAUCUGCGCAAGCUUGACCCAGAACUGCACUUGGACAUCAAGGUGCUACAGAGCGCCCUCGCUGCCAUCCGUCAUGCUCGCUGGUUUGAGGAGAAUGCCUCUCAGUCAACAGUCAAAGUAUUGAUCCGCCUCCUAAAAGACCUCAGGGCCCGUUUCCCUGGCUUUGAACCUCUAACUCCAUGGAUCCUGGACCUGCUCGGUCAUUCUGCUGUGAUGAACAACCCAUCCAGGCAGCCCCUGUCCCUAAAUGUGGCCUACAGGCGUUGCCUUCAGAUGCUGGCUGCUGGUCUCUUUCUUCCUGGCUCUGUGGGUAUUACUGAUCCCUGUGAGAGUGGAAACUUUAGAGUGCACACAGUCAUGACUCUGGAACAGCAGGACAUGGUGUGUUUCACAGCCCAGACAUUAGUGAGGGUGCUUUCUCAUGGAGGUUAUAGAAAGAUCCUCGGCCUGGAGGGAGAUGCCAGCUACUUGGCCAUAGAGAUGUCUACAUGGGAUGGUGUGAUUAUCACUCCAUCAGAGAAGGCGUAUGAGAAACCCCCAGAGAGGAAAGAAGAGGACGACGAAGCUCUGGAAGAAGGAGGAGAUGGAGAGGAUGAAAGCAUGGAGACCCAGGAAUAAGGAGUGAACUUAGCUGAGCUUAAGAUGACAUGUAUCCUGAGGAACCCAUCAGAGGAGCUCCCUUGGAAGUCAUUUUCUUAAAAAUGUUACUUUUGUUGUGUUUUUCUCUCCCUUCGUUUGGUUUUCUAUUUCUUUGUAAAAGUGAAAUAAACAUGUUUUCAGUUUG